GUAAAAUUUUACAAUAAAUAAUGACUGAAAUUACUGGCAAAAGGAUCACUUUCAAGAGAUCCCGUCCGAAUCCGUUAUUUGAAAGCUGGCUAGAAGAAUUACACGAAGAAGCCAGUAACAAAAAGAGUAAACUUGAACCAAUGCUCAAAGAAGCUCUUACUUCUUUAUCUAAAUAUCCUUUGCCUUUACUAACAGGAGCAGAGUGUGCUAUCCUAUCUGGCUUUGAUAAAAGGCUUUGCCAAUUUUUAGAUAGCCGACUAGAAGUUUAUAACAGUAACAAUCUAAAAAUACCUAAACCAGCUUCACCAAUUCAAGUAAAUGCUUCCCAAGACAGUUCUAGUAACAAUUCAAAUUUACAACAAACAAAUGGUGUACAAAACGGUAAUUCUAACCAAAAUAUGCUUAACAUUAAUGAAGCAACAGCAUCCACAUCUCAGAUCUCAUCUCAUCUCAGUUCUUGUAAUACAUCUUCACCACAAACACCGAAACCUCCAGAACACUCUGCUGGCAAAAGGGCUAGAAAAACUAAACAUUACAAGCCAGCCCAUAGAUCAGGUGGCUAUGCAAUUUUACUUGGAUUACUUGAAAAUUCUGAAUCUGGAAAUCCAGUAAAUAAAGAGAAUUUAAUUGAAAUCGCUCAAAAGUAUUGUGAAGAGUCAUUUGUGAGGCCAAAACCAGAAUCUCUCUAUACAGCUUGGUCAAGUAUGAGUAAAUUAGUUACUAAGGGUCUGGUGGUAAAACAUGGAGCCAGGAAAGCAACUUAUACCUUGUCUGAACAGGGUUUGAAUCUUGCGAAAGAAUUGUUGGAGGAAUCAAAAAAUAUACCUACAAUUAAUAAUAUCAUUUUCAAUGAUAACCAUGUGAAAAACCAGGAGCCCAUUUUGACAAUAAAUAAUGGUCACCAAAAUCAUAUUGAUAUUGUAGACAAUGAAAUUCCAACUACAUCAGAACAGUGCCUUGUUGAUAAGAGUCCAAUUCUUGAGAUGCUUCCCGGCACAUUCGAUGUUGUACUUAUAAUUGAUAUACAUGAAACUAAUGGUUUAUCUAAGAAAACUGAUCCAACUGUGGCACAGUUCAAUAAAUAUCCAGAUCUCAAGCACGAAUACAGAAGUUUAAAAGUGGGAGACUUUACAUGGAUAGCAAGGGACAAGGUAAAUAGUAGCAAGGAAUUCAUCCUUCCGUAUAUAGUUGAACGUAAAAGAAUGGACGACCUCGGUGCUAGCAUCAAAGAUGGAAGGUUCCAUGAACAAAAAUUUAGAUUAAAGAAAAGUGGAUUAAAGAAUAUAAUAUACUUAGUUGAGAAUUACGGUAGCAAUAAGCAUAUUGGCUUACCUGUCCAAACUCUUAUGCAAGCAUUAGCAAAUACUAGAGUCCAGAAUGGCUUCAAAGUGCAUAUAACUGAUUCACUCACAAACUCUGCUAGAUUCCUUGCUAUGAUGACAAAAAGACUGACUAUUGAAUAUAAGGAUAAAACUUUAAAAGGGCAUAAUCAGGAGCCUAGUGGUGACAUUCUGCCGACAUUUGCGUUCUUCAACAAGGCUGCUUUGAAGAAUAAACCACUAUCAGUGACUGAUACUUUUAUAAAACUGCUGUUGCAAAUGAAAGGUGUUUCCGUGGAAAAGGCAUUAGCUAUAACUAAAGUUUACAAAACACCAAGUUCUCUGUUCAAAGCUUAUGAAGGCUGUGAUGAUGAUCGGGAAGGAGAAUUAUUAUUAGCUAAUUUAAAAUAUAAAAAUGUAUCCAGCAAUGUUGGACCAAAAGUUAGCAAGUCAAUUUACCAGUUGUUCACAUUUGACAAUUAUAUUUAAAAGUUGAAAAUGGUUACCCUUAAAUAUUGUAUUUUAAU
This is a messenger RNA of Aricia agestis (brown argus), 1846 nucleotides long. It is a transcript of the gene mus81, whose product is annotated as crossover junction endonuclease MUS81. The transcript has 3 exons. Gene Ontology annotation, cellular component: Holliday junction resolvase complex; nucleus. Bases 21 to 1808 code for a protein of 595 amino acids. Gene Ontology annotation, molecular function: DNA binding; 3'-flap endonuclease activity; crossover junction DNA endonuclease activity. Gene Ontology annotation, biological process: mitotic intra-S DNA damage checkpoint signaling; double-strand break repair via break-induced replication; resolution of meiotic recombination intermediates. Lineage: Eukaryota; Metazoa; Arthropoda; Insecta; Lepidoptera; Lycaenidae. The record is from RefSeq and is a predicted model, not a curated record.